AACUGACGCUGAGGGCACAGGAUGAAUCUCAAUCUGAUUUUCAUGUCGCAAGACGAUGGGAGAAUGCACGUAAGGCGUCCGAUCCUUUAAUUCAUUUCCACCAAAUUAUAAAUAGCGAGGUGGUUGGGGUUAACAGUGGAUCAUUUAAUGUUAAUAUAUCAAAGAGAAAAAACCGGGAAGGUGUCCAAGGAAAGGAGUUAUAUGAUGAGAGUAUAAGUUGUGAUAGUCUCGAUGCAAAACCCAUAGCAAAGAGAAACAAGGAAAAUAAAAAGAAUUCGGAUGAUAAAAUUAAUAAUAUUAUAGAAAAGCCUCAUCUUAUGGAGUCAAACCAGGAUGAUAGUUUGAUAUUGAAGUCAGCGGAUUCAAAAAUAAACCAAGAGAAUCAGAGUUUGUGUUCGUUACCAUCUGUUCCGUCUUCUAAUAUUAAUUGCGAAGAAGAUGUCGUGCCUGAACAUUACAAUGCCAGGAAACGAACAAAAAAUGUAUAUUCGUGGGAAGAUGCAAUUGACAAGAUUGAUUUUAGAAAUACCUCAAGGAAGAUGUGA
This is a messenger RNA of Acaulospora morrowiae, 545 nucleotides long. The record is from the annotation of a GenBank genome assembly. Lineage: Eukaryota; Fungi; Glomeromycota; Glomeromycetes; Diversisporales; Acaulosporaceae.